AUGCGCGCUGUCCACGCUGGGGAGAUGGAUGGCCGCGGCGUUUGGGGCCGGCUUUGGGGUGGCUGGCGGCGGGGGCUGAGGGUCUGCGCAGCGGCCAAGGACGCAGGCUUUGUCACCAGGGCCCGGCAUCAGCUGCAACCUAGAGGCUCCAGCAAACGGCUGGGGCCCCUCGGGGACCAGCCCUUCCUGCGGCUGCUGCAGCCAAAGAACCUCAGUCGGGAGGAGUUGGUUGAGGUGCUGAGGGCAGCCGUGGUGGACCAGAAAGGACCUCUAGUGACGCUGAAUAAGCCACAGGGUCUGCCAGUGACAGGAAAACCAGAGGAGCUAACAUUGCUCUCAGUGCUGCCAGAGCUGAGCCAGUCCCUGGGGCUUGGGAAGCAGGAGCUCCAGGUUGUCCGAGCACCUGGGAAGGAGACCUCUGGGCUUGUACUCCUUUCCAGUUGUCCCCAGACAGCAAGUCGCCUCCAGAAGUUCUUCACCCACUCACGGAGAGCCCAGAGACCCACAGCCACCUACUGUGCUGUCACCGAUGGGAUCCCAGCUGUUUCUGAGGGGAAGAUCCAAGCAGCUUUGAAACUGGAACACGCUGAUGCAGUCAAUCUUGUAGUUCCAGUGAAGGACCCCUCCCGAAAGGACAUCCUAGAAGGUGUCAAGAAGACCCUCAGCCACUUCCGUGUGGUGGCCACGGGCUCUGGCUGUGCCCUGGUCCAGCUGCAGCCAGUGACAGUGUUCCCCAGUCAACUGCAAGUGCACAUGGUGCUACAGCUCUGUCCUGUGCUCGGGGACCACACGUACGCUGCUCGCGUGGGCACUGUCCUGGGCCAGCGCUUUCUGCUGCCAGCUGAGAGCACCAAACCCCAAAAACAGGUCCUGGCUGAAGCUCUCCUCAGACGCCUCCACCUCACCCCCUCCCAGGCUGCCCAGCUGCCCUUGCACCUCCACCUGCAUCGUCUGCUCCUCCCAGGCACCAGGCCCAGGGACACCCCUGUCGAGCUCCUGGCACCUCUGCCCCCUUAUUUCUCCAGGACCCUACAGUGCCUGGGGCUCCACCAACAAUAGUCCCCCUCUGUUCCGGACCCCCCACUGAAAGGCAAGGGGUGCUGCAGCCGGGCCCAAGGAGAAUGAGGUCAGUGCUCUACAUGCAAUAAGGCCGUGGUUUAAGGUCCUGGGCUCUGUGGCCAAACACACCUAAGAUCAACUCCUCUUUAGGCCACUUGCUUGCUGUAUGGCUUUGGGCAAGUGACUUCACCUCUCUGGAUGUGAGAUAAUAAAAGUUCCUACCUCAUGG
Propithecus coquereli (Coquerel's sifaka) is the source of this 1288-nucleotide messenger RNA. RefSeq names its product RNA pseudouridylate synthase domain containing 3 (gene RPUSD3). The record is from RefSeq and is a predicted model, not a curated record. NCBI's taxonomy places the organism in Eukaryota, Metazoa, Chordata, Mammalia, Primates, Indriidae. The transcript has 9 exons. Gene Ontology annotation, molecular function: RNA binding; pseudouridine synthase activity. Bases 1 to 1059 code for a protein of 352 amino acids. Gene Ontology annotation, biological process: pseudouridine synthesis.